This is a messenger RNA of Columba livia (rock pigeon), 2828 nucleotides long. Its product is annotated as KLF transcription factor 17. The coding region runs from base 411 to 1643 and encodes 410 amino acids. The transcript is spliced from 3 exons. Gene Ontology annotation, molecular function: RNA polymerase II cis-regulatory region sequence-specific DNA binding; DNA-binding transcription factor activity, RNA polymerase II-specific. The record is from RefSeq and is a predicted model, not a curated record. NCBI's taxonomy places the organism in Eukaryota, Metazoa, Chordata, Aves, Columbiformes, Columbidae. Gene Ontology annotation, biological process: regulation of transcription by RNA polymerase II.
CAGGCAGCAGGGACCCCAGGCUUUGCGAUCCACAGGCGCACACUUGCUCCUUCUCCUGCCGUGGGGCAGGGCGGGAGUGGACCUACGCAACCCACGGUCGCAGCGUGGGGCAGGACGCGGGACCCCAGCCACGAUCCCCCGGCCGAAGGAGCAACGUCGGAGCGGGGCGGCCGCGGACACACGCCCGCCGGGGCAGCCCCACGAGAGGGGGCGUGGCUCGGGCGAUCGGAGAGCCAAUAGAAAGCGACGGCGGUGAAUAUCAAUGUCAGCCGGGCCAAUAGGGGCGCAGCCAUGCUGUUAACAGCUUAGGGGCGCGGGGCGGCGCAGAGUAGCGCUGCCGCCGCGGGGAGCGGAGCGGUGCCGGGCUCCGCGCUCCCCCAGCCCGCCCCGGUUCCCCCGCCCGGGCCGCCAUGGCGGCGGCCGUGGACGAGAGCACCCUACCUUCCAUCUCCACCUUCGCCAACCUGAUGCCGCUGGAGGAGCGGCCCGCCGAUAUGCUCCAUAGGAUGCUGCAGCAGGACGGCGCCGCCACUGUCAAGCGGGAGGAGGACGACUUGGGCAAGUUCGUGGACUUAGACUUCAUCCUGGCACACACCAGCAGCGGCGGGCAGGGGCCGCCCGGUCCCAACUAUCCCCUACCCGAGACGCCCGAGAGCUGCGGCACCACGUAUGACAGCGACGGCUCCUACCCCACACCGGGCAAGUUCCCGGCGCCUUACCCCGAGGGCCAGGGCCACAGCUACGUGGCCGAGCUGCUCACCCCGGACCUGCCCGGCCACUGCGACCUGCAGCGAAGGGAGUACACGGAGCUGAGGGUGCCCGGCGGCCCCCCGCCCCACCACCCACCCCUGCACCCGGCACUGGCCCGGCCGAUGCCUCUGGACCCCGCGCAGCCCUUCGGGCACCGCAUCAAGAAGGAGCAGCCAGAGGAACGCGCCUGCAUGCUGGGGCUGCCUGCCGCCGAGUACCUGGGGCCGGGCGGCAGCGAGCACAAGCCACGUGUGGCGCCGGGUCCCGGGCCGGGACCAAUGCCGGGGCCACCGCUGCCCUACCCGGGUUUCACCCAUGGCCGCCUGGGCCCCCCCGAGGAGCCGCUGCCAGGCACCGACCCCCACCUCCUGCCUGAGCUGCCACCGCACUACCCUGUGGCCUCACACCGCUACGCGCCCCACUUCGCUCCCCCGCAGCCGCCGCCGCAGUUUCAUGGACACUUCAGUGUUUUCAGGGAGCCCCUGAAGGGGCCGGGGCCGGGCCCGGCGGGGUUGCCUGGGCUGCUGGUCACGCCGCCCAACUCCCCUGUGCUGGAGUAUUUCCCGGCCGGGGCUCCCCCCGAGGACUGCAAGCCAAAGCGGGGCCGCCGCUCGUGGGCGCGCAAGCGGACGGCCACGCACAACUGUGAAUACCCGGGCUGCGGCAAGACCUACACCAAGAGCUCCCACCUCAAGGCGCACAUGCGGACCCACACGGGUGAGAAGCCCUACCACUGCACCUGGGAAGGCUGUGGCUGGAAAUUUGCCCGCUCUGAUGAGCUGACCCGCCACUACCGCAAGCACACAGGGCACCGGCCCUUCCAGUGCCACCUCUGCGAGCGGGCUUUCUCCCGUUCCGACCACCUUGCCCUCCACAUGAAGCGGCACAUGUGAGCGGCAGACCAUGGCCGGACUCAGUGUCCCUGGAGCCAGCUCACGGUGUAAAUAGCAUCAGGCUAAGGACGGCACUGGGGAGCAGCCCGGCUGCCCAGCCUUCUCUGCUUGUAGUUGAUAACUAGUUUUCUCCUCCUGCCCCUGCUGUGAGAGCUGGGCUCAGCCGAGUGGUGAAGAAGGGCUGCUGUGGGGUGUAGAUGGGGAGCAAAGCUGCAAGAAGUGUCUCCCAGGCACCACCACUCCGCUCCCCACACCUGGAGGGUCCCCCCCAGCCAGGUAGCUGGCAGUGGGGCAAAGCUGGUGCAGCAGGUGUCUGUCCCCAGAGCUCCUGCUUUUUUUUGGCAUCAGCUUAAAACAUACCUCCCCAUCAUCUUGGCACCCCCAUGGCUCCAGGGACUGUAGUAGCUGGUUUUGGUCAGUGACCUGCAGCCACUGGGUGCAUGGGUCAUGGUCUUGGGAAGUGGGUUGCUGGUCUUCUUGGUUGUGGCCGUCAGAACAAACUUUCGGACCCAGAAGUCCAGGCUGGAUGGGGCAAGAGUGGGACCUGACUGUGGCUGGUGGCUAUAAAGGUUUGCAGGGUUGGCAGCACAGUGUCGCCUUGUACAGGGAGUGGGGAUGUGCCCGUCACCAGCUUAUGACCUUGCUGGUCAGUCUUGUCCUGGUCAGUCCCACAGUUUUCUGCUCGGGAGCCUAAAAUGGCUCUCCUGGCUCUCAUCUGCUUUCAUUUGUCCUGUUCUUUCCCUCAGGAUGACACCAGGUACUGCUGCAGCUGCCUUCCCCAUGCUGCUUUUUUAAAUUUAGUGUAUAAAGGACAGUGAGUCCAGCUAUGAAUGCCCAGGUCUCUGCUAUACUUGAAACUUUUGUGGAGGGGAAAAAAAAAAAGAGAAAACAAAAGAAAAUGAGUCUUUUUAUGUGCAGCUUCUGCAAAGCAAGUUGUAAAUUAAACAAAGCAGUAAUAUAUAAUGUUUCUUUUUUUUAAUAUAUUUUUUUUCUUCCAGCUGGGAACAUAGAUGAGUCUCGGCUUUGGGAAGUGCACUGUUCCCGUCUGUGUAUAUUGUUAAUUAACAUUUCUCUGCUUGGGCACGUUAGGUCUCUCGCACUCUGAAAUGUUACUUUUCUUUAUAUGCAAACUGUUGAAAUAUUGUGAUCUGCUGUAUAAUAAAUAAACAAGAUGUAAACAUGAAA